GGUCUGGCUGCCUGGUUCUCGCGGGCCGCUGAACCGGGAACCUUGGCCCCCAAAAGGCGUAGCGGAGCGGGGCAGAAGGGAGGCCUACGGUCCUCGGUCGGAAAUUCUCGCCCUGGGGAUUGGCUACAAAGAGGGGGCGUGGCGUGAGGGGGCGGGGUCAGCGGUCUCCCUGGAGCCCGCACAGAGAACCUGCGGUGGCGCAGAUCCUAGCUUGGCGCGGAGGGUCGCGGGGCAGCGGGGCGGCCAGGGCGGCCGGGGCAGCGGGUGGGUGGGGGUGGCGGGGCGGGCUGGCCAUGCCCCCAGAAUCCCCAUCGCUGUGGGAGCUGGUGGAAGAGCACGUCCCGCUCCCCGAGCGGCCCGAAGUGAAGCGGAUUCUGGGAGAGACCAUGGUAGACCUGAGUCUGGAACUGCGGGCAGAGGUGGCGAUGCUAAGGUCAUUGCUCCAUGAGGCUCCAUCCACCCAGGCUCCUGGCCCCUGCUCUACCUCUGAUCUCUCCUCCCUUCUGGCACCACCACCAAUCUUAAGAGACCUCGUGCGUCAGGAACUCCGACAGCUGCUCCAAGGUCUCCACCAGAAGGCCAUUUCAGAGGGCAGAGACCAGACCCAGGCUUGGGCCCAGUAUAGCCCCAGGAUCCUGCGCUUUGCCUUGGAGGAUCCCAGGUGUGCUCUGCCUGUACAGAAGCUAAUCCAAAUGAGAGCUGGUGAAUCCAGGUCAGCCACCACCUUGCCAAUUCGGCUUUUUAGGGAGGCUGGUGCUUCCCUCAGGACCUGCCCUCAGGUGCUUGGGGUAAAGAGGUCCAGUGGGUUCUGCUCUAAGGAUUUGGAGCCUGACCCACCCCACCCUGCCCCAUCAUUCUGCAAGACCAAACUACUGAGCCAGUUCUCCCUGCAGCGACGUCUGGAGGAGGAGUAUACUGGGGCAGCCCGGCCUUCUGAGGGAACCCCAGAGCCCACGCUGGCAGAGCUGAAGGAACAGAAGGCAGCCAUGCAACAAGAGCUGCAGGCACGCCUACCACCUUCUUGUAUCUCUGUCAGCCACAGGCAGCGGCCCCUGGGGUCCAGCCAGGGCCUGAGGCCCUUGCCCUGCCUACAUGGGGCUGCUGGAGCUGGGAACAGACCUCUCCAGCCCUGCCUGCCUUCUCCUCCUUUGAAGAACUGCCCCCGCCCUCAAGAUCUGGCUGCAACCUGCCGCUGGGGAAGGAGGCUUCAGUGUAGUCCUGGGAUAAGGCCAGCUUCCAUGCCAGUGUCCAGUGUAGCGCCCCAUGCACCAACCUGAAGGACUGGGCAUGAACUUGUCUUCCGCUCCUGCUGGAACUUGGGCCACUGCUGCUGCCGUGCCUAGCUAGCUUCUGAUCUCAUCUUGGAUGGGUCCUUGGGAAGAACCCAAGGCUGUCUGUCUGGUCCCCAUCCCAGCCCCUUGCCAGGCAUCUGACCAGAUCAUCAAAACCCCAGACCUUUCCCCUCCCAGGCCUCCACAAAGGCCUGGCAGGCAAGGUCUCAUCCCAGCCCUGAUUCUUGUCCCCUAGGAAACCCAGACAAAGCACAGCAGCAGCUCAGAGACAGGAAUAGAAAUUUCAUUAAAAUCUAUGGACUUUAAAA
Messenger RNA from Erinaceus europaeus (western European hedgehog), 1600 nucleotides. RefSeq names its product coiled-coil domain containing 24 (gene CCDC24). The record is from RefSeq and is a predicted model, not a curated record. The transcript has 6 exons. Lineage: Eukaryota; Metazoa; Chordata; Mammalia; Eulipotyphla; Erinaceidae. Bases 294 to 1277 code for a protein of 327 amino acids.